AUGAAGGAAAUGCUUCGAGAUCUAAAUGAGAUUCAUAAAAAUGCUUUUGGUUGUCCAAAAGAGUAAAUAUUUGUUUUUGCAAAGUAAAUUAAGCAAUAAUAAUAAUAACAUAUGAGCAAAGCUAACAAAUUCAUUGCUACGUUAUAUAAGGUUCUUGAAGUAAUAAAAAAGCAUAAAGUUAGAGUAAAGAAUAUUUCAAUUAUGUUUCUUGGACCAAUAAUGGAACUUCUUUCAUGAUUCAUAAAUUAGAUGAUUUUUAGAAAAUUGUUUUAACGGAAUGCUUUAACUAAAUAAGUAUACACUCAUUUUAUAGGCAAAUGUGCUUAUAUGGGUUUAGAUUGAAAAAGAAAAAAGGCUUAAAGGAGUAUUCGCAUCCUAAUUUUAUUUAAGGAAAUUUGUACUUAAAUUUUAUAAGCAGUUAGCAAAGAAUUAGGGCUUGUUCAGAGAAAAAGUAAGAGUCAUGAAACAGCUGAUGAUAUGAUUAAAGUGAGUAAUAGUUUAAAGGAGUAACUUCAAAAACUAAAAGAACAGUAAUACUCAUUUCUUUAUCAAUUGAAAGCCCAAUAAGAAAUUCAUAAAAUUUUGACUAACAAAAUAAAGUAACUUCUGAAUGUAAAUAUGUAAUAAAGACAUUUAGCAAUUUGAAAAUUAAUAUCCAGAGUUUUGGAAAUAAUAAAUGCGAAUUAUGUUAAAACUAAUAUGCGGAUGCAAACCAUUAUAUGGAGUCCUAACUUCAGCACCUCUUUAUGAAAUAUUAAAGGAUGAUCUUUUAUAACAAGAAGAUUUUUAUUCUCCAAAAUAAUUGCCUUUUUAUUGA
Molecule: messenger RNA, 817 nt
Organism: Paramecium sonneborni
Lineage: Eukaryota; Ciliophora; Oligohymenophorea; Peniculida; Parameciidae
Source: the annotation of a GenBank genome assembly